This is a messenger RNA of Leguminivora glycinivorella, 2979 nucleotides long. Its product is annotated as DDB1- and CUL4-associated factor 5. Gene Ontology annotation, cellular component: Cul4-RING E3 ubiquitin ligase complex; cytoplasm. NCBI's taxonomy places the organism in Eukaryota, Metazoa, Arthropoda, Insecta, Lepidoptera, Tortricidae. The transcript is spliced from 15 exons. The record is from RefSeq and is a predicted model, not a curated record. The coding region runs from base 91 to 2691 and encodes 866 amino acids. Gene Ontology annotation, molecular function: protein binding. Gene Ontology annotation, biological process: negative regulation of fatty acid biosynthetic process.
UUUAAAAAUAUUCUACAGCUGACUGUCGACGCAGGACAAAGUUUUUUGGAUUUCGUGAAUAAUAAGAAAAUGGUGGUGUAAAAUCUCAAAAUGGCAAAUAAGGCUAACCCGUUACCAUAUAUCCAGAAAAGGGAAUAUGGAAUAGUGACCGAUCUUAAGGCUACGUUGUUUGAAAACAGAUUGAGUGCAGCGAAGAACCUGUAUCGGAAGGAUUUAAAGUGCCAUUUUGGAUGUGUAAAUGCUAUCGAGUUUUCCAGUAAUGGCGAAUUACUUGUAUCGGGUGGUGAUGACAGGAGGGUAAUGCUAUGGCAAUUUGGGCAGGCCAUUGUGGAUCGAGGCCAGCCUGAGGCCAUGAAGUCCAUCCAUCAAUCUAACAUCUUUUGUCUUGGUAUAACUGAUGAUUCAAAGAAGAUUUACUCUGGAGGCAAUGAUGAUAUGGUAAUUGCACAUGACGUGGAGAGCAAGCGUCCCGUAGAAGUGUUAAACCACCAGCGUGCCGUAUGCUGCCUCAGUAUCGACCCAUACAAUGACCGUGUGGUCUCCACGGCAGGCAACGAUGGCAGACUUCUGCUCUUUGACACUAGGCAGUCUGUUCAUGAGUCAUUGGUGAUAUCGCGCAGCAGGAAAGCCUUCCACGGAGUAAUGUUCCACCCUACGCAGAAAGAGAUACUUGUGUCGGCAAACGCUCGAGAUGGCGUGGCACUAUGGGAUCUCAAGUCGCCGAAACGCCCGUUGAUCCGCUAUUCCGGCAACAACAACAGCCCUUACCAGAACAGCAUGUCGGUCCGCUUCAAUAAAGCCGGCACGCACGUGCUAGCACUACGGCGGCGGCUGCCACCAGUGCUGUACGCUUUGUACGAGCAAGAGCCUCGUGCAGAGUUUUUUCACCAGGACUACUACAACUCCUGCACAAUGAAGAGCUGCAGCUUCGCAGGCGAGGGUGACAAAUAUGUGCUAUCCGGGUCCGAUGAUUUUAACCUUUACAUGUGGAAAGUUCCUGAACCUGGGUGUGAAGAUGUGAUGGUGGAGAAUCCGCAUAUAGUGCUGUAUGGGCAUCGCUCGAUCGUGAAUCAAGUGCGGUACAACCCUCAGUACUCUCUCAUCGCCUCGUCCGGAGUGGAGAAAAUCAUCAAGCUGUGGUCGACAAUGGAGUACCCUGAAAUGCGCGGCGAUUUACUGCAGGGCGCCACAGGCUCGGACAACCCGCGAGAGAUCUACGGCCAAGAUGACUACGUGACGCUCAUGCACCACAAUGGACAGUAUAUACCACACAACUACGCGGACCAAUCAACGAGCGAAGACCCCCGAAUGAUGGCGUUCUUCGAUUCGCUAGUGCAACGCGAGCUUGAGUGUCUCGGCGAGAGUUCCGAGUCUUCGGAUGCGGCUCACCACUCGGAUUCCUGUGAGGACGAGGCGCAUAUGCUUGCGGACUUCAUGCCUCUCGUGUUGCCGCCUAAGAUACGAAUUGGCAACAGCGCGAACCGCAGUCAAAGAGGUCCAAACAGGCUGGCGCGGUUGGUAGCGUCCCGCUACCCAAAGAACUCCCGGGAAGCACAGAAGAGAGGCGCAGUCAGACGCAGCAAGCACUUGGACCGUCGGGCGUUGCUCAGCAAAUUCAAGAUGUUGCCAACCCGCGUCAGCGCCAAGGGCAAACAGAGGUCAAGCGGGUCUUCGCGACGCGCCCCGAGAGGCCUAGAGAACGGUCCUCGCUCGCGCGCUUUGCGCUGCGCCCGCGCCGGGCCGGCGGCGGCGGCGGCGGCGCGCCGCGACCCGCCAUCUAGUGAGCACGAUGAGGACGAGCCGCGCCCGCUCUACCGCACCGAUGGACGGAAUCUCCGGCCGCUACGCAGAAGAAUGAACCUGUCCAGAGCAUCGAAAAGGAAAACUAAAGCUACAAAUACCAGUUUCAGAAAAUCUGUUAUGAAUUUAAGAAGUAGUGGAUUCACUCACGAGAGCGAUAACGGCAUUCCACUUUCAAGUAGAGCUGACUAUCUGGAUGGCCUCGACUCGAUGACUUUACCUAGCACAAGUACAGGCUACAGAGGCGAAAGCACACCGGCAAUGUUCAGGGUAGCGGCCGACUCCGACGACCAAUCGGGCAGCGGCUCCUCAUCCCCCGGCAGCAUCUGCGACGGGCCCCCCUCGCAGCGCAUACAGAACUUCCACCUCGCCCUCGACUUCACCACCCCCGGACCGUACAACAUGGGAAACUACCAGAGGAUGGAGGAAUACAUGGCGCAGUACAACGAGGACGAGACCCGCGACUCGCUCAUAGUCGAGCCCCCCGAGUCGGACUCCACCCCCCCGCCCUCCGAAACCAGGCACAGGACCCGAAAAGGCAGGCGGACCGGACGUAGCUUGAAAAGGACAGAUUCCAGCGAGUCGCCCCCGCCAAAAGACCAGGCGGUCCCCGAGUACAACAACAGGACUAUAGCGCGGCUGAUGAACGAGACGAACGAGAGUGAGUUAGAGAGCAGCUGCAGUACCGAAGGCAGCAUGUGGCCGGCGCCGGGCUCGCUGGGGACGCCGGACAGCGGCGUGGGCACGGCGGCGGGCAGCAGCUCGCGGCGCUCGCAGCCCCCGCCCGGCGACGUCUCCGACGACCAAGACUGGCAGGCGCUCAAGCUCCGGCAGCGAGUCAAAAAGGCCCGCCGCAACUAUAGAAACCAUAUGGAGUCUGAUUCUAAUUAAUAUAAAUGUUAUAAGAUUUUAUUAGGAGCCCGGAAGAGAAAUGGUGUUGGCCCAUGGAAAGUUUAGGGAUUUUGGAGAAGAAGUCAAUAAACGCCCGUUUCCUGAUUAGGGCGUAAGUACUUUAAAAGCUAUUGGGAUAUUAUUACUUUGAUUAAAAUUUUGAAUGAAUGAUGGAAAAAGAGAUAAAAUUGGUUUUCAGUCAUACAUAACUAAGCAUGAUCUCUUUACUAUUAUUGAAAUGUUUGCGACUACGUACGUAUAUUUUCUUUUCUAAACAGACUGAAUAAG